UCAGGGAUUCUGUGAUUUAUGGCUGCCGUAAAAACUUCCAACGGUGGUGAACAUUUCAGUGUGGAGAGACUCAAGGAAUGGCCGGAGCCGGAGUCUGUGUCUUUAAUGGAGAUAUUAGCUAGAGAAGACAUCGAUGAAGCUGUGUAUGCAAUAUUAUUCAGAGAAAACUACAUUGUGAAGAGACUGGAUACUUAUUUCCAGCAUGAGGCUGAUUUUAAGGAAAGAAGAAGAGAAAUGUUACAUAGAAGAUGGGUUGAAAAUGUAGCAAAGCCUCUUCAACAGAGAGUUAUAGAAAAAGUAAUUUCAUAUAGAAGACCUGGAAAAAGUGAAGUGAAAUUUGAAUACUGUGCAAAGCACACAGAUAAACCGACCAAAGCCUCUCCACCAUGUGAGUGUCUGUUUCGAAGACAGCAAGAGCUCCGAGAAAUAAAGGGGUCCAGCUACCAACAGAGCGCAGGGAAACAGAACGACACACAGAAAGAACACACUAAAGAAACCAGGAAGGCACCCCACUUCGGCAGAUCACCCCAGUUCAUGCAUGCUUCCCAUGGCAUUGUUCCCAAAGAGAGGCAGAGAGCUCCUCCCCGGACUGCUUGGAACAAGCCCAGCACCUACAGUUUUGAAAAGCCUGUCUGUAAAUCAAAGUCAUAUCUGCCUCAGGAAGAAGAGACCCCCAACCUAAGCCAGCUUGCCUUUGAAAGGCAGUUCCGUUCCUCUAAGCUCAGGCCGGAGAACAAAGAGAUUGAGAAGUGUCUGGUUUCAGGGACCCAACCCCCGAGACCGCGCUCCUGGGCGGCCGCAGACAGCCGCCACCGGCAGGCGGCCCCGGCCGUGGGAAGACGAGUGAUGACGGCGGAGCUCCUGGGCAAGCAUCUGGCCUCCCUGCAGGGGGCGGCCAGGUCCGGCCUGCAGUGGUCCUAGAGCUGCCGGCCCUCCCACUGCGCACACACACACACACCGCUGCACACACACACACCACCCAGAACGCAGCGUUUCUCUAGGUUGGAAGCGGGUGCAAGAACUAUCUGAGUAACAGCAGUCAGUUUUUUUCAAGCUCCGGCUGUGAACUAGGAAGUGUGUGUGUGGUGUUUCCGUUUCCCUGAAACACUAGCCGCAAAACAGCUUUACCAUCUCCCAGUACUUGGUGCUCCAGGGGCUCGGUGUCUGGCCCGGGGCUUCAUUCAAGUUCGGUCCUGCUCACACUCCAGGGUGCUCUGUCCUCACAGAUACUCAGGCAGGCGAGUAGGGGACGUCAAAUGAGGAUCCAGGAUCCUGUAGGAUGCCCGGCCACUGCAUGCCGCCUCCAGGGGGGCGCUGAAGGGGUUUGAUGGGGCCUCCUCACCAAGGGGAGGCGUCUUGUUGUUUGAGGGCUACGGGCUUCCUGGAUGGGGGGAGUCUCCUCUCACCCUCCAGAAACUUGGGCUCACAUUUCCGUGGGGACGACAGCCGCACUUCCUCAGGGGCAGUUCUGGGUCACUAGGUAGAAAAGACAACUGGAGCUGCUGCUGGCUGUACCCUCUCUGGUCACCAAAGCCACAUGACUCCGAUCCCGAGGGCUCCUGUGUCCCAGAUCUGACCACGGUGUCCGGACUGUUGAGAGACAGGGACCUGAUGGUGGCCACGCUUCAGUGAGCAUUGAGGUCCCCACAGCCCCGGGAAAGAGUAUGGUUGUUGAGCAGCUUUAAAGCUGCCGGAUUGCCACCGAGUGUCAUGCUCCACGCAUGGGCUGUCGGCGGCAACUCUUGCCGACUUCACCGCCACCCUGCUUCAGCACCAACCAGACAUGCUCCCUGAGCCAGGGGAGCCGCAGCCGGCUUGCUCAGCAGGCUGGGCCUGGUCCUUCAAAGCUUCCUGUAGAUAAGCAGGAUGCUGCUCGCUUCCGUUUUAUGUACCAAGUGACAGCACUUCUCUGUUUUAACCAGGGGGUGUGUGGGGGCAGUAUCUGGAGGGAGUAAGGGGCACGUCUUUAAAAUUUCAGUACUCAGUGUUUUCCAAGUGAUUCUUUGUCAACAAAAAUGGGGAGAAGGGAAAGAGCCCUAAGCCCCUCCUGGUUACUCCAGCUGCUUGGAAAAAGAUCUGUCACCUUAGCUGUUCAAGUGAUUCUUUCCAAGGGUGAGCCUCUACUCUGUUACCUUCACUGGAGGAGUUUGUGUUCAAAAUCUUGGCUAACUAUUUGAAAAUUUUCAUAUUUCAGUGUUCAAAAGCCAAAUAAGCAGUGUGGCUAUGGCUGUGACAGGGCAGGGGACAGGAAGUGUCGGGGCUCCUGGAGCUGCAGGGCAACUGAUCUGCAGAUAGUCCUGACCUUUGCCCUUCACCCUUCCUUGUAUGUGUCGUCCACCCCUCCACCCCCGUCGGUUCAAGCAUAGUUCCCGCGCAGUUUACCCACCCACAAUAGUCACCAGUGAAAUCAAGCCCCAGAACCCUGUCAGAUGCUCAAAAGGCCCUGGGCAAACUGGCAGUAGAGU
Peromyscus californicus insignis is the source of this 2465-nucleotide messenger RNA. RefSeq names its product protein FAM228A-like. Lineage: Eukaryota; Metazoa; Chordata; Mammalia; Rodentia; Cricetidae. The transcript is spliced from 7 exons. The coding region runs from base 19 to 921 and encodes 300 amino acids. The record is from RefSeq and is a predicted model, not a curated record.